Podarcis raffonei (Aeolian wall lizard) is the source of this 640-nucleotide messenger RNA. RefSeq names its product protein MRP-126-like. The transcript has 3 exons. NCBI's taxonomy places the organism in Eukaryota, Metazoa, Chordata, Lepidosauria, Squamata, Lacertidae. The record is from RefSeq and is a predicted model, not a curated record. The coding region runs from base 190 to 468 and encodes 92 amino acids. Gene Ontology annotation, molecular function: calcium ion binding.
UAAUACAUUGGACAUAGGGUGAUAAAUCUUCUUGAGAUUAUCAGCUAGGGCAGGGACGAAAAAUCUGUAGGCAAGGCUCCAGAUGCUCAGGAUUCCAACUCCAACCAGCCCCAGCCAGCAUGGUCAACGGACAAGAAUGACAAAGUCCAGGAACCUUUGAAGGAUUGUUGCCACCAGAAGCCCUUCGGAAUGUCCAAGCCCAAGACUCAGUUGCAACAACUUGCUGAACAAUACAUAGACCUCUACCACACGUACUCUGGGAAUUCUGACAGCCUUGACAAGCAGGCAUUUAAGAAGAUGCUGGAGGAGCAGUUUCCUGACACUGAUGAGUCUCCCUUGAAGCAACAAAAGAGAGACCAGCUCUUCGAGGAGGCAGACAUAAACAAGGAUGGCAAACUGAGUUUUGCUGAAGUGGGACGCCUGGUUGCAAAAUUCAUUGCUGAAACUCAUGAGAAACUCCGCAAGUAAGAAGGGCGUCCCCUUGGCCACUGGAAAAAAUAGGUCCAGCAAAUCCUCCAGGAGACGUCAGAGGAGUGUUGGAUACUAACCUUCCAAAUAUUCACAAACCCCUAUCCGCAUUCACUAUCUUGGAAUGCAAUGCUUUGGCAAAAGAAUAAGAAAUAAACAUUGAACUUGGAAA